UUGAUCACAGGUGACGUAUUUCCGGCAUCGGUGAGUGCUGUAGCGAUGUAGCAUCAUCAGCCUCUCAACAAACCCAACGAUACAAACCUCUCUUCACGUGUUUUCACAAGGCUAAACGUGCACAUUUCGUUCUCUAACGGAUAACUAUUUCUCGGUACAGAGUUGGUGUUUAUUUAACCUGUUAAAUGAGGCUGUGGUCCAGUCAGAGAAGUGAACAUGUGUAGCUGUUAGCUUGUUUUAACCACCAGGCCUGGCUGUGUGUGAGAGCAGCAACAAAGAGUGAAUUACACCGCCUCGCUUUUUAACAAUGUACCCUUCCUGGGGGAAUUAUGGAGCACCGCAGUCGCAAAACUUUGGAGGAGCUGGAGCUGGAGCUGGAGCUGGUCCUCGUAAGCCGCCUGGAGGGGGUGGAGGUGGAGGACACGCCGGUCAGGCAGCAGGGUACGGCGGCGGCUUCGAGGCCUCCUCCUCCUCAUCCUCCUCCUCCGGCGGCUCCAUGUUCUCAAGCCUGCAGGAGCAACACCUGCAGCAGAUGCAGCAGCUGCAGAUGCUGCACCAGAAGCAGCUCCAGUCUGUGUUGCAUCACGGCAACAAUGCUAAUGCAAAUGCAUAUGGUGGUGGGAACUCAGGUGGAUAUCCAGGUUGGCAUUCAGAGGGAGCAGGUGCUGGAGCUCAGUCCUUCUAUCAACAAGAUGAGACGACCAGAGGUCCUCCUCAGCCUGGUCACCCACAGCCUGCUCCUCCUCCUCCUCCUCCACCUCCACAACCACACAGCAUCGAUACCCAGCCUGGUCCUCCUCCUCCUCCAGAGCCCACUUCAUCCAAGCCACAGGAGAACACAGGUGCUCCCAAACCUGCAGAGGCCAGCAAGAAAGAUCCACCCACCACAGAGGACGACAAAUCCCUAUCUUUGCAGAGACUACCAGCAGAUGAUUUCAAAAUCACAGAGCAGGAACAACAGCAACGUUGGUACAAACAACAUCUUCAAAAUCUACAGAAGUUAAAGCAAGAGAAAGCCAAACAGAAUCAGAAAGAAGGUGAUGGGUCUGUACCGCCACCUGGCCAAGCGGUUCCUCCUCCUCCUCCGUCAGAACCAGCAAAAGGUGCACCUCCUCCACCCCCUCCAAAAGAGGAGUCCCCAGUACCACCUCCACCACCUGACGACGCCAGGACCGAGGUUCCACAAAACCCAGAGGAAGCAGCCCGCCUCCAGCAGUUACAGGUUGCAGCGGCGCAGUGGCAAAAGGUGCAGCAGCAAAGAGCAGGCUUACAAUACCAAGCUCUCAUGCAACAACACGAAAAGCUUCAGCAGAUCCUGGAAAAAUACCAACAGCUGAUUCAGCAACCUGCAAACCUACAGUCAAUGUCUGCUGAAAUGCAGCGGAGGCACUAUGAAAUGCAACAGCAGCAGUUCACCCCUUUAUUCCAAGACUGGGAUCGCUCCUUCGCCUUGUGGUAUGAGCAGUUCCAGACCUAUCCCCACAAAGACCAACUGCAGGACUAUGAGCGGCAAUGGAAGCAGUGGCAGGAGCAGAUGAAUGCCACCAAUGCCCACCUUCAAGAGAGGAUGGCCACUCUCACUGCCAUGGUGCCAUUCGCCUCAAGCCAGUAUAAUAGUGGUAUGAUGGGACAGUUUGGCCAGUACCCUGGACAAGACAUGCAACUGCAGCAGCAGUCAGCAAAGCCAGCUGUGGAGCAUUCCCCAGUUGCCGUUGGUCCGAACUCUCAAGGUCCACGGCCUGCUGGUUUUGAGACACAUUCAGAAUCACCUGGCGGACCCCCUGUGAGAGGAGCAGGCCCUGCUGGCCUAGGAGUCGGACCCCCUGGGAGAGGAGCAGGCCCUGCUGGCCCUGCUGGCAUAGGAGUCAGACCCCCAGGUCCCCCCACCAUUCAGCCACCAAGCAUCAACAGCAUCAGAGGUCCACGUCCUGUUGGUCCCAGCGGAAACAACCCUAGAUUUGACCAGCCACAGCAAGGUUUUGAUGGUCCUCCAAGAUUUGACCAGCCACAGCAGCGCUUUGAGGGUGCCCCAAGGUUCGAUCAACCACAGCAACGCUUUGAGGGUCCCCCAAGGUUUGACCAACCACAGCAGCGCUUUGAGGGUCCCCCAAGAUUCGACCAACCACAGCAGCGCUUUGAGGGUCCCCCACGGUUCAACCAACCACAGCAGCGCUUUGAUGGCCCCCCAAGGUUCAACCAACCACAGCAGCACUUUGAUGGCCCCCCUCGAUUUGACCAACCAAGGCAGCGAUUUGAUGGUCCCCCCAGAUUUGACCAACCACGGCAGCGCUUUGAUGGUCCCCCCAGAUUUGACCAACCUCGAUUUGGGCAGCAGCCUAGAUUUGAACAGCCCCCAAGGCCCUCUGGCCCCCCACCUCUUUCUGAACGCCCACCUGUGCCCCAACAAAAACAACAGCAAGGUCUCCAACUUAAGGCACAACUAGCCACUAAACAAGCUGCCAGUAUGGAUUCCAAGACUCCUGGAAGGUCAGCCGAGCAGCCACAGUCUGAAAAAGGAAAAGGUGAAUCAGCAUCAGUUGUUAAGGCCAAAGCUGAUGAUUUGACAGAUGACAACUUGCUCGGAGCUGAGGGCUUUUUUGUCCAAGAUGCCCCCAUUCCUCAGACAAUACAAACAGACAAAACGCCCGAGGAAUCAGAUAGCAAGAACGCUUCUAACAAUAGCGAAAAACCCAAACAUGGUAACGGCAAGCCUUCCGUUACUGCUCCUUCUACUGUGGCAUCAAAAAAUACUGCUGCACAACAUCCCCUCAAACCAGAUGGACCAUUAACAAACAACAAAACCCCACUGAUUCCAAAGCCUCCUGGAAACCAACAGGGGCCACAAGCUUCUGGCCAUAUGCAGACAAGACCAGAUCCUUCAGGGCUCCCCCCUGGGAGGGGACGAGGUCAGGCCCCAGUACCUGUCCAAGUGCAUGGACGAGGACGUGGGCAGAGGGGCCGUGGAGAGUUCGGGGGACCAAACACUGCACCAGUUGGGGAGGAGAUGGGUGAAAUGUCUUAUGACUACAUGCCACCGGAAGAGAACGUGGGAAUGCCAGAAGAGCAGGAUGAAUAUCACUGGCAAGAUCCUUCAUACGAGCAGUGUGAGGGUGAGGAAUCGGAGGAGCCUCCUGAAGAAAUGUGGAUGCCAGACGGACAUCACUUUUCAACAGAGGAAGAGUAUUAUGAAGAGCCAAUGGGAGGACACCCUAUGGGGAGAGGAGGGCCCUCAAUGAUGAGAGGAGGGCCUCCUAUGGGAAGAGGAGGCCCACCCAUGGGUAGAGGUGGUCCCCCUAUGGGAAGAGGAGGUCUACCUAUGGGGAGAGGGGGACCGCCUAUGGGGAGAGGCGGACCGCCUUUCGGUAGAGGAGGUCCACCUAUGGGUAGAGGGGGACCCCCUAUGGGAAGAGGGGGACCCCCUAUGGGAAGAGGUGGGCCACCCAUGGGAAGAGGUGGACCCCCUAUGGGAAGAGGUGGACCACCCAUGGGAAGAGGAGGACCACCCAUGGGAAGAGGAGGACUAAUGGACAGGCACUGGGAAGAACCUGAGUCAGCGGAAUACUCAGAGGAAGGGGAUCAUUACUGGGGAGAAAUGAGACCUCCAAUGAGAGGCAUGAGACCCCCUUUUCCACCCGGCCGGGGUCGUCCCCCACGUGGUCAUCCUGGUUUCAUGCACCAAGGACGAGGACGCCCCCCUCAUCCAACACAUGGGCCGAUGGAUCACGACCCAUUAGGCCAUGGAAUGGACAUGGAUGACACCGAAAUGGAUCCAAUGCACCAUGAACAUGACCCUCAUAGCCAUCCAAUGCAUCCUGGUGUAGGAAGAGGCAGAAAUCGUGGGCCACCACCGCCACCUCACGAAAUGAUGGAACCUAUGGAGGAGCCAUUGUACGAUGAAGAAGGCAGGGAGUUAGGGUGGGAACCGCCACAUGGCAGAGGCCCUCCUGCGCCUCCACAUGAGAUAAUGGAUACGGGAGGAAUGAGGAGGAGACCUAUGGGUCGAGGGAUGGCAAGAGGCAUGUGGCGGCCAGGUCCAACACAUGAGGAAUAUGAAGAGAGACAUACUGAGGGUUUCGUGGAGGAUUAUGGUCAUGGGGAACAUGGGCAUCCCUGGCGGCCACCACAGGAAUAUCCUCCUGAUGACUAUCGGCAUGAGGCCAAGUACUAUGAGUCUGAAUGGGACAGAGAGCGUGCUCCUCCUGAGAGGGACUAUCCCCCCCGCAUACCACCACCAGAGCCCUACAGAGAUGGCCGUUGGCCAGAGGAAAGGGAAAGGGAAAGAGAAAGAGGUCACCAGUAUCCUCAUGAUGAGCAUGACAGGGGAAGAGGAGAACUUAGAAUUCGUGAGUAUAGGGAUGAGCCACCGUACCGGCAGGAAGAACCACCAUACCCACCAGCAGCACCUCCUUCAGAAUGGGAUAGGCCUUCAAGACUUCCUUUACCUCCAGAGAGGGGGUAUCCUGCUGACUAUGAGGAUCGCAGAGCUCGCUAUGAGGGCAGGGAAGAGCCUCCUUUGGAUAUGCGUCGACCUUUAUCUCCUGCUGCACCUGUCACAAACUUGCCAGAGAGCUCAGUUGAUCCGGCAUCACAAGGAGCAAGUGGAGCAAAUGUACUUGCUCUCUCCCAACGUCAGCAUGAGAUCAUCUUGAAAGCUGCUCAAGAGCUUAAACUUAUAAGGGAAUUGCAGGAGGGGAAGACAUGUGGUACUGAACCUAAGCCUGCACCAGCUGACAUCCUGCCUGAGCUUCCUGCUGGUCUUCUUGGUUUGGAGAUCCCACAAGACAUCAGGAAUGUUCUCAAGGGCAUGACUGCAGCUGCACAGUCCGCUGCAAAAGAACCUGUGUCUUGGGAUACUAAGCCUGCUGCCACAGAUUACCAAUCAUCUCUCUCUGCACCCAAACCUUCAUUGAUUCCAAAGACUGUGGAUUAUGGGCAUGGGCACGAGACUGGAGCCACCGUUGAGCGCAUGUCUUAUGGUGAGAGAAUUGUGUUGAGGCCUGACCCAGUGCAAUCAGACAGGGGCUAUGAAAAAGAACCUCUUGGUCCCAGAGAUCCUUACAGCAGAGACCCAUAUUAUGAAAGACGAUCAGACCCUUACUUGGACCGUCGGGAGUACAGCAGAGAGAGGGAAUUAUACAGAGAAAAGCUGCCACCUGAAUAUGAAAGAGAAAGAUAUGAGAGGGAGCGCUAUCCCCCAAGAGAGAGAGAUGAGAGCACACAGUCCAUGGUUGAAGAAAGAUCUCCGCUGGCACCGCCUUCACGUUCCGGAUACCGGGAGAGAGAACGGGAUCUUCGAGAGAGGGAUCGAAGUGACAGCCGUGAUCGAGAUGAACAUUAUGGAAGGCCUGGCUAUGAUAGACCUCCGUACGAACGCACCGGACUCGACCGUAGUGGGCCUGAGCGUUACGGACACAGCUCCUCACCUUACGACAGAAGAAGUUAUCCAGAAGACCGAGGGCCUGCUGCUGCACCACCCCUCCCACCUCCGCCACAGCCACCCCCACGGGUCGAGAGGAAGCCAGAAAUCAAGAAUAUCGACGAUAUCCUCAAACCACCCGGCAGAUCAUCUCGUCCUGAAAGGAUUGUCAUCAUAAUGAGAGGGCUUCCGGGAAGCGGAAAAAGCCAUGUUGCAAAGCUCAUUCGGGAUAAGGAAGUUGACUGUGGCGGUGCGCCUCCAAGAGUUCUUGUUUUGGACGAUUAUUUCAUGACGGAGGUUGAGAAAGUCCAGAAAGACCCAGACACGGGGAGAAGGGUCAAAAACAAGGUUCUUGAGUACGAGUUUGAGCCAGAGAUGGAGGACACCUACCGGAACAGCAUGCUUAAAACGUUCAAGAAAACUCUAGAUGACGGCUUUUUCCCCUUCAUCAUUUUAGACACUAUUAACGACAGGGUUAAACAUUUUGAUCAAUUCUGGAGCGCCGCUAAAACGAAAGGCUUUGAGGUGUAUCUCGCUGAAAUCACUGCUGACACUCAGACAUGUGCAAAGAGAAACGUCCAUGGGCGCACGCUUAAGGAUAUAUUGAAGAUGUCCAACAACUGGGAGUCUUCGCCACGUCAUAUGGUGCGCUUGGAUGUCCGGUCGCUGCUACAGGAUGCUGCUAUAGAGGAGGUUGAAAUGGAAGACUUCAAUCCCGAUGACGAGCCCAAGGAGCCCAAGAGAGAGGAGGAAGAAGAGGGUGAUAUGGGCUACAUUCCAAAAAGCAAAUGGGAGAUGGACACGUCCGAGGCGAGACUUGACAAGUUGGACGGUCUGGGGGGCGGUGGGAAGAGGAAACGUGAAGACAUGGAAGACCUGGAGGACUACCUUCAGCUGCCAGACGACUAUGCCACGCGCAUGUCGCAGCCAGGAAAGAAAAGGGUUCGAUGGGCUGAUCUGGAAGAGCAGAAGGAAGCGGAUCGAAAGCGCGCUAUCGGCUUUGUGGUGGGUCAAACGGACUGGGAGAGAAUAACGGAUGAGAGCGGAGCGCUGGCACAAAGAGCUCUCAACCGUACCAAGUAUUUCUAAGAAGAUUAUCUUGUCUCCCUUUUCCCCCUUCAUUGAAAGGUCUCCAGAAUGUGAAAACACUGAAGCUUACUUGUGGUGAAACAAGAGAUUCGUCGAGGUGUCGAUACCACCAGUGGUUAUGAAAUUCGUAUUCAUUAUUUCAUGGAUAAGGAUACAGUAUAGGUUUCUUAUUAUUAUUUUUAAACAAGCACUCUGGUUAUUCGCUGAUCAAUUUGUAGAUUAUAACUCUGUGCUUCUUCUGGUCCUGUAUUCUGUAUUCAGACUUCGCUGUUUUAUACUCUUCAUGCUUUCUGUUCUGCUUACCUGUAGCUAUGUUUCUUGGUCCAUGCAUACUGAAAAAACACAAUAAACUUUCACAAAAUUACCAA
Molecule: messenger RNA, 6873 nt
Organism: Sebastes umbrosus (honeycomb rockfish)
Lineage: Eukaryota; Metazoa; Chordata; Actinopteri; Perciformes; Sebastidae
Gene: ylpm1
Product: YLP motif containing 1
Exons: 23
Coding region: 308-6505 (2065 amino acids)
Biological process (GO): regulation of telomere maintenance
Cellular component (GO): nucleus
Source: RefSeq, a predicted model, not a curated record